AUGGAUCGCCGGCGCGCCGAAGACCAAACCCGCCGCCGUGAAGCUCAAUACCAAUAUGCCGCACACACGCAGCCGCCAGCCACUCCAUCACCAAAACGACCUAGAGAAGAGCAACGGGACUCUGUCGAGUCCACUCUACAUCACUAUGACGCCUGUUUCCGCGUCAAGGAGCUUGCGUCAUCAACGCGAUCCUGGUGCCACGAAGUUCCACUUGCCCUUCAGGUUGAGGCCUCCAAGUCUUUCUACCAAGCGUUUACGGACGAGAGGACGUUGCCGGUCUCCCACUGCGUCUUCUGCUACAGGAAGACAUCGCCUUGCGAACUCACCACCAUGCAGUGGAGGGGUUGUCUGUCGCCCUUGCUGCUACAGACGGCCAUGGCUCUCCAGGAGUGUGAUGCGUGCCUUCCGUCGCACGAGGGCGCCGGAGUUGACGUGUGCCGCGAGUGUCGCGCCAGCUUCGACAGUGGGCGGCUGCCUAAGGCCUGCUCGGUCAACAACAUGGCCAUCGGUUGUGAGCACCGGUACCCCGAAGAGCUUGAUGACCUCUCUCCCGUCGAAGAGAGACUCAUUGCCCUGCAUGCACCUUUUGGCUAUAUCACUAAGUUCACCGUCGACAACAAGACCCGUUCGGGAAUCAGUUACCGCAAGCACGUGAAAGGACAUAUUGUCGUCUUUCCGAACAAAGUGGACGAUCUCGUGGCCACGGUUCUUCCUCAUCCCUUGCUGCAGGCCAUCGAGAACAUUCACGUCUCUUGGAGCGGUUCGGCUAAGCCUGGCUCCGCAGACGUCAGAAACCUGCUUCAGGUGCGCAAAUCUCGAGUGGCAGCUGCCUUGGCAUGGCUACAAAGGAACAACCCGCUUUAUGAGGGUAUCGCAAUCAACCAAGCAGAGAUGGACGGCUGGCAGUAUGCCGACGGCUCCACUGUUCCGACCGUCAUCAUGGACCGCAUGCGAAGAGAGGAACCGUCGACUGUUGAGAAGACACAAACGGACCACAUAGUCCCGGACACCGAUCGAGGCUUGCAGGAAAACAGCUUUAGAAGCAUCGAUGAACUGGUGAACUCGAUCGAUCCUACUUUCAUCGCCGAAUCUUGCGAUUUGAACUGUACUCUGUCGACCGAGCAGACUCAACCCUCUCCUGGUGAGCCGGUGACUCUUGUCCCCGACUCGGCUGCCAUCGGCCAGGAAGUGGACACUGUCUGUGAGACGUCUACAUCCGGCAUGUUUCCUCUCGAUGGUCCGGCUGCCUUCGCCGAGUCCGAUAAACUGUCGUUUCUGGCCGACAUCGUCAACGCCAAUCCGGAUCGACAUGGCAACUCUGUGCUGCUCGAGCAAGCGUAUGCGAACUUGAACGAGGACCGACUGAAGAGAGCCGAGGCGGAGAUGCGGGAGACAAGGACCACGUCGGACCCUGACAUAUCGGUCUUGCUUCGCGAGCUGUCGAUUUUGGCCACGCACAGCCGCUCUCGAACGAAUCCCGUUUGCUUAUGCGGAGGAAGAUACAAGCUGUUAACAUUUGGGCCGAUGAAGCUUGCCAUUCAUAGGCUGCACGAUUAUGACUCUGCAAAGGAGCUUUUGGCCGAUCUCCGUGAAAAGUACGACAGAAUCGCCCUCAGCACCAUGGAUCCGGUCAGCUCGGCCAUCUUCUUCCACCGAGAAAUAUCCUAUUCUUUGACAAAUACGUGA
This is a messenger RNA of Hirsutella rhossiliensis, 1686 nucleotides long. Its product is annotated as PIF1 protein. NCBI's taxonomy places the organism in Eukaryota, Fungi, Ascomycota, Sordariomycetes, Hypocreales, Ophiocordycipitaceae. Bases 1 to 1686 code for a protein of 561 amino acids. The record is from RefSeq and is a predicted model, not a curated record. The transcript has 4 exons.